CUGGAAGCCACUCUUCCAAAGCCCGCCAAGCCCGUCCUGAUCUCUUUCCCCUCCGAACAACGCCUUCCCACAACACGGCCCCCCACCCUCACCCCAGGCACAAGGAAGAGAGAUGCCUUCGAUUCCAAUCACGGAAGGCACGGGGCCAUUCUCUCCUCUAUAAGAAGCGGCGGCUCCUAUCGAUCCGUGAGGAGAUAGCUGGUUUGUCCUUCGAUGGGGAAGCGGAGGCCCGUGGUGGUGCUAUCUUCCUCCUCCUCUGAGGAGGAGGGCGAGGCCCUUGGCGGCUCGGCGACUGGAGGCCUCGAAUCGUCAAGAUCGAGAUCAAGAACGGCACAACCGGUCUCGUCGAAGAGGCCUCGAGUUGGGAGCUCGAAGAGUCGUCGCGUCUCGAGUGAAGCAUCUCCUGAACUCGAGGUUAAAUUUGAUUUGCUCUCAGAAGAUUUUUGUGAAUGUCGUCAUGAAUUUAGAAUUACACCAGGUUUUACAUGCAUGGAUGGGAUAGAGCUUUGGGUUGACAAACAUAAACCCCGAUCCUUGCCUGAGCUUGCUGUUCACAAAAAGAAGGUGAGUGAGAAUGUGAUGGUAAUGCUAAUGCUGUUUUGGCAAAAUCCCUACUCCUUAUUUUUUAUUAGUAGAAUGGUCGAAGAAGUGAAGAAAUGGAUGGAAGAAAGAGUAAAGACACCAAAGGAAGGCUUUGGCAACUGUGCUCUUCUUAUCACUGGACAAGCUGGAGUUGGAAAAUCCGUAUGUUUUUGUUUAUUCUUUGCAGCUGUUCAUGUAAUAGCAUCACAACUUGAAGCUGAAUUGUGCGAAUGGAUGACUCCCACACCUACGCUCUGGCAAGAGCAUAUACAUAAUACUAAUUCAGAAAUACGCUACAUGUCAAAGUUGGAUGAGUUCGAAAACUUUGUAGAAAAGAUCAGAAAGUAUUCGUUGCUUCAUCCAAUGAAGAUAGGAGGAUCAAGAAAACCAGUCAUUGUCUUAAUCGAUGACAUUCCUGCGGCAGCUGGAAGAGUUGCUUUUGCCAGAUUAAACAAAUGCUUAACAUCUCUUACUCAAUCAACUCAAGUUCCAACAGUUAUUUUGAUCACCGAGUAUCAUAAAACUGAGUCUGGUGACAAUGCCACCCACUACUGGGAAGAACUUGUGUCAUCUCUUGAGAGAGCUGGGGCUUAUAAGGUAGCUUUCAAUCCUAUUACCGUAAAUUCUAUCAGGAAAACCCUUAGUAAAAUAUGCCAAGAAGAGAAGUCUCAUGUGACUGCAGAGUGGAUAGAUCAAAUAGCAAAAGCUAGUGGAGGUGACAUCAGACAUGCUAUAACAUCUUUGCAAUAUUGUUGUCUGAAACCAGAUAGAUUUUUUUCUUUGCCUGCAUCAACUCUAAGUAACUCUUACGGUGAAAUGAAUUCCGAUAAGUCCAAUUUAUUGUCAAAUUCAAGCCUUGAAGAUGGGAACCCUGAUUGCAAGAUAUCCUUGCCAUGUGGAAGAGAUGAAACACUUACAGUAUUCCAUGCCUUGGGGAAGUUUUUGCACAAUAAGAGGGUGGCAGUAGAUCCUUGUGCACUGGUUGCUGCUGUAGAACAAGAUUCAUUUCCUCUGCAGGAGAGAUUUGCAAGGAAUCCACUAAAAAUGGAUACUCCAGAGAAAGUUCUUUCUCAGGCACAUGGGCAAGUGCAGCCUAUUGUUGAUUUUCUCCAUGAAAAUGUUCUUGAUUUUAUCAGUGAUGAUGAAGUUGAUAAUGUAUGGUUGGUCACCUCUUAUUUAAGUGAUGCUGAUUGCCUCCUUGGUGGUGUUCUACGCCCAACAAAGCGUCAGAUGAUACCUGAGGUGUAUGAAGUGGAAAGUGUAGCACAAUCAUUUGCUGCUUCAGUGGCAAUACGUGGGGUACUAUUUGCAAAUUCUAAGCCUUCACCUUCAAGGUGGCACACCAUCCGCCGCCCAAGGCUUUGGCAAGUUGAGCAAUCAUCAAGACACAAUAAGACGCUGAUGCUGUUGGAGAGAGGUGAGACCUACAAUAAUUCCAGCUUGUGCAGCAUGUCCUACAUAGCUGCUGAAUGUAGACCUACAAUUAAAUGGCUUAGGGCACGAACAUUGCUAGAUGUUCAUAAGCAUGAAAAUCAUUUACAUUAUCCAGAAGGAGAGGAGGAUAACUCUGAUUGGUUACUUAUGGAUAAAUUAAAAGGCAGCAACUCUGAGGAAAGUGAAGAAGAUGACAUUGAAGAUUGGUAGACCUUUUGUUGCUUUUAUUCCUUAUUAUUGUGAUGGUCGUAUAUCCAGAGAUUACAUGGCAAUAGAGACCCGAGAAUUUCAUUUGGACAUUUUCGCAAGAGACUCUGCAACCCCGAAGCUUUCUGUGGUAUGUGGGUGUAUAUCUGGGCAUUCAGGUCUUGUGGAAUCACUUAAUUAUUAAAACUUGCUGCUUGCAUUUGCCUCACCUUGUUCUGCAUAUCCAAGACCAGGUUGGAGCAUGUUAGGAUGGACCACAGUCGGUUUGGGCAAGCAUGAUGAAGCAACCCUCUGAAGCAAUAUUCAAUAUCUGAUGUGCUCAAUUUUGGUUGUAGUGAAAAUUCAGUUUGGUGUCUUCGGAAUGAAAAUAGUGAAAAUGGUUGAAGUGAUGGUCUUGUAUAUUAGUUGAAUGAAACAUUGUAAAUGUGAAUACCACAUUUUGCGAAGGAAAAAUAUUUCCUCACCUCAUUUUUGGUUUCGAUAGUCAAAGUAAUUCCAAGUCUUGUUUGAUGAUCCUAACUUGACCAUACUAUGAUUUGACUCCACUGGAGCCGUGAUACAGUUGGGGGCUUGGGGCCGACAGCAUGACUGAUGUGUAACCUAAUUCUCAGCAAAAUCUUUACAUAUUUCCAAGAUUCUUUGAUACUACGUUAUGUUGAUUAUUGAGUUUC
Elaeis guineensis (African oil palm) is the source of this 2894-nucleotide messenger RNA. RefSeq names its product cell cycle checkpoint protein RAD17. Gene Ontology annotation, molecular function: DNA clamp loader activity; chromatin binding. Gene Ontology annotation, biological process: DNA repair; mitotic DNA replication checkpoint signaling; DNA damage checkpoint signaling. Lineage: Eukaryota; Viridiplantae; Streptophyta; Magnoliopsida; Arecales; Arecaceae. The record is from RefSeq and is a predicted model, not a curated record.